UCCUGGGUGCAUGGAUUCCCACGGUGAUGAAAACAAUGUAGGUAGACACGAGAAUGUAGCUUAUAAAAGCCCAAGAAGCUGCAAGCAAAGUAUCAUUCUUCACCAUGAUCUCCAAGCUCGCCCUUCUUCUUCUAAGCGUCGCCGUUGCCAGCGGUAACCCCGCGGCGGGCAAGCCAUGGCACUGGAAGUCACCCAAGCCGUUGGUCACUCCCAUCGGUCCCGUGAGGUCCUCUCGCAUCGUUGGCGGCCAUGAGGCGACGCCACACUCAUGGCCCCACCAGGUGGCUCUCUUCAUUGACAACAUGUACUUCUGCGGCGGCUCCCUCAUCUCCAACGAGUGGGUGCUGACUGCUGCUCAUUGCAUGGACGGUGCUGGCUUUGUGGAAGUGGUGAUGGGCGCCCACAACAUCCGACAGAAUGAAGCCUCGCAGGUGACACUGACCAGCACCAACUUCUUCACCCACGCAGAUUGGAACUACUUCAGCCUAAAGAAUGACAUCGCUCUUAUUAAGCUCCCAAGCGCUGUCUCCUUUAACAGCUACAUCCAGCCAGUAUCCCUCCCCUCGAGUGACGUGUCUGUGGGCACCAUCGUCACCCCGACUGGCUGGGGCAGGCCCUCUGACAGCUCCGGUGGAAUUUCUGACGUGCUGCGCGAAGUCGAUGUCCCCAUCAUGAGCAACUCAGACUGCAACGCAAUCUACGGCAUUGUGACUCCCGGAAACAUCUGCAUUGACAGCACCGGCGGCAUGGGCACGUGCAACGGUGACUCUGGCGGUCCCCUCAACCACGGCGGCAAGACCUACGGUAUCACCUCCUUUGGGUCCGCUGCUGGUUGCGAGAAGGGCUAUCCCGAUGCCUUCACCCGCGUGCACUACUUCCUGGACUGGAUCAAGAAGAACACUGGAGUCACCCCUUGAGCACCACGAGGUCAUCUGAGAUAGAAGAGGCGGCCAGCGAGUUUUGGAGAUCUGUUUAUUGCUAGUGUAGGAGCUCCAUUUCCUUUCUUGCCUCACCGCUGUGAUGUAGCAGCUGUCCGUAGAUAAUAACAUUCAAUAAAUUCUACGACAGUAUAAACGAG
Messenger RNA from Portunus trituberculatus (swimming crab), 1078 nucleotides. RefSeq names its product chymotrypsin BII-like. The record is from RefSeq and is a predicted model, not a curated record. The coding region runs from base 105 to 917 and encodes 270 amino acids. NCBI's taxonomy places the organism in Eukaryota, Metazoa, Arthropoda, Malacostraca, Decapoda, Portunidae. Gene Ontology annotation, biological process: proteolysis. The transcript has 7 exons. Gene Ontology annotation, molecular function: serine-type endopeptidase activity.